UCUCUCGGGUCCGCAGGCCUUGAGUCUCGCCGUGCCCUGGGUGGGCGUCUGGAGCCUGUGACAGGUCCCCGUGACCUCGGGUGGUUUACCCUGGCAGGGGGCGGCACCAGCUGUGACCUGCCGACAUUACUGCUGCCUCGGUGUUUAACCCCCCAGCCGCCGCUGCUCUGGGAGCCGACAGCUGCGCCUCUCCGGCCCUGAAGGGAGGAGGAGGAGACGUGAGGUGUGUUUGUUUUGGUACGGGUGUUGCUGUGUCGUCCUGCUCCGUGUCCAGGUCCUAAACGAUUUCUCAGUUUGGAAUGAAUUGAUCCAAAGGAAGAAAAUAAUUUCUACAUGGGCAGAAGAAGUCACUGCUUUUAAGUGAGAUUAUCACUUCAAUAGUCUCUGAAUCCAAGUCCUCAGGUUGGUGCAGCAGGAAGGGAUUUCAGUCCGGAAAUGGAAGUCCGGUCUUCAUUUGAUAAAUUUAGUCAAUCAUCUGAAUCUGUGUCCACAUUAAACAGUGAAGAAUUUGUCUUGGUUCAUCAGCAACCUGAGGAUCCCCAUGCAAAAGAUGAGAAACCUCAACUAAAAAUAUUUUCAAAUGGAGAUGAACAGCUGGAGAAAGCCAUGGAAGAAAUACUGAGAGAUUCUGAAAAAGGCCAAAUAAGUUAUGUUACUGACUGUAAAGACUCCAGUGAUGCUUGUAGACAGUCAGCUGAAGAUGUGUCAGCCAGUCAGACAAACCAACCUUCUUUACAUCUAAUUCUGGACCCUUCCACGACAGAAAUCUCGGCACCUAAACCCUGUUCCCCUAAUGAACUCCCAGAAGAGGACAGUGUAUUAUUUAACAAAUUGAUGUAUCUAGGUUCUAUGAAGGUUUCUGCUCCUCGUAGUGAGUCAGAAGCUCUACGUGCUAUGGAAGCUUUGAAAUCCUCAUGCCAGUCCUCUUUUCCUGUGACUCUCUAUGUUCCGAAUAUCCCAGAAGGCUCUGUAAGAAUACUAGACCAAACCAGCAAUACGGAGAUAGCCUCUUUCCCAAUCUAUAAGAUAUUGUUCUGUGCACGUGGACAAAAUGGAACUGCAGAGAGUGACUGCUUCGCAUUUACUGAAAGCUACUGUGGAACGGAGGAGUUCCAGAUUCAUGUUUUCUCCUGUGAAAUUAAAGAGGCAGUCAGCAGAAUUUUAUAUAGUUUCUCAACGGCAUUCAGACGGUCUUCCAAACAAGCCUCAGACUAUGUUAAGGACUCUGUUCUUCCUACCACAGAUAGUGAUGUGUUCACUUUCAGUGUCUCCUUAGAGGUUAAAGAAGAUGAUGGUAAAGGAAAUUUUAGCCCUGUACCAAAGGACAGAGAAAAACUUUAUUUCAAACUGAAACAGGGAAUUGAUAAGAAAGUUGUGAUCACAGUCCAGCAACUCUCAAACAAAGAAUUGGCCAUUGAAAGAUGCUUUGGGAUGCUGUUAAGCCCAGGUCGAAAUGUGAAGAACAGUGACAUGCAUUUACUUGAUAUGGAGUCCAUGGGAAAGAGCUGUGAUGGAAGAGCAUAUGUUAUUACUGGAAUGUGGAAUCCCAAUGCACCUACUUUUCUUGUACUUAAUGAGGAAACACCUAAAGAUAAACGUGUGUACAUGACUGUGGCAGUGGAUAUGGUGGUCACUGAAGUGGUAGAGCCAGUCCGCUUUUUGCUGGAGACUGUUGUUCGCGUGUACCCAGCUAAUGAGCGUUUCUGGUAUUUCAGCAGAAAAACCUUCACAGAAACUUUCUACAUGAAGCUAAAACAGUCUGAAGGGAAAAGCCACACAAAUGCUGGAGAUGCAAUUUAUGAAGUUGUAAGUCUGCAGCGGGAGUCUGAGAGAGAUGAUGAAUCAGUCAGUCCAACAAGUAGAGGGGGUCCACUAUCGCCACAGGAAGAUGAGGCUGAAGAAGAGAGUGAUAACGAACUCUCAAGUGGUACUGGUGAUGUGUCUAAGGAUUGUCCUGAGAAGGUCUUGUAUUCCUGGGGAGAAUUACUGGGGAGAUGGCACAAUAACCUUGCUGUGCGACCAAAAGGACUGUCUACACUGGUGAAGAGUGGUGUUCCAGAGGCACUAAGGGCAGAGAUUUGGCAGUUGCUAGCAGGAUGCCAUGACAACCAGGCCAUGUUGGACAAAUACAGGAUUCUCAUCACAAAGGACUCUGUCCAGGAGAGCGUCAUUACACGAGACAUUCAUCGAACAUUUCCAGCACAUGACUAUUUCAAAGACACAGGAGGAGAUGGGCAGGAAUCACUGUACAAGAUAUGUAAGGCAUACUCUGUUUAUGAUGAAGACAUUGGCUAUUGUCAGGGACAGUCCUUCCUUGCUGCAGUGUUGCUGCUGCAUAUGCCAGAGGAGCAGGCCUUUUGUGUACUGGUGAAGAUCAUGUAUGACUAUGGCUUGCGAGAUCUCUACAAAAAUAACUUUGAAGAUCUUCACUGCAAAUUUUACCAACUAGAGAAACUAAUGCAGGAGCAGCUACCUGAUUUAUAUAGCCAUUUCUCAGACUUGAACCUGGAAGCUCAUAUGUAUGCCUCCCAGUGGUUUCUCACCCUCUUUACUGCCAAGUUCCCACUCUGCAUGGUCUUCCACAUCAUUGAUUUACUACUCUGUGAGGGUCUGAACAUAAUCUUUCAUGUAGCCUUGGCACUCUUAAAGACCUCAAAGGAGGACCUUUUACAGGCUGAUUUUGAAGGGGCUUUAAAAUUCUUCAGAGUUCAGCUGCCAAAGAGGUACAGAGCAGAAGAGAACGCUAGAAGACUAAUGGAACAGGCCUGCAACAUUAAGGUGCCCACAAAGAAGCUGAAGAAAUAUGAGAGAGAGUAUCAGACAAUGCGAGAGAGUCAGCUGCAGCAGGAAGACCCAAUGGACAGAUACAAGAGGGAGAACCGCAGGCUCCAGGAAGCCAGCAUGCGGCUGGAACAGGAGAAUGACGACCUUGCCCAUGAACUUGUAACGAGCAAAAUAGCCCUCCGAAAUGACUUGGACCAGGCUGAAGACAAGGCAGAUGUCCUGAACAAGGAGCUUCUCCUGACUAAACAGAAACUAGUGGAGACUGAGGAAGAAAAGCGGAAGCAAGAAGAAGAAACUGCCCAGCUGAAGGAAAUCUUCAGGAAACAACUAGAGAAGGCGGAAUCUGAAAUAAAGAAAACCACUGCCAUUAUUGCGGAAUAUAAACAAAUUUGUUCCCAGCUGAGUACCAGGCUGGAGAAACAACAGACAGCAAGUAAGGAGGAACUGGAGGUUGUGAAGGGUAAAGUGAUGGCUUGCAAACACUGCAGUGAGAUUUUCAGUAAGGAAGGAGCAUUGAAGCUGCCUGCUAUAAGCAGAGAGACCCAGGGAACAGAAAGAGAUGAUGAGAAGGAUGCACUCAAGAAGCAGCUGAGGGAGAUGGAACUGGAACUGGCACAGACCAAAUUGCAGCUUGUGGAAGCAAAGUGCAAAAUUCAGGAGCUGGAGCACCAGAGAGGAACCCUUAUGAAUGAAAUCCAAGCUGCUAAAAACUCUUGGUUUAGCAAAACCCUGAACUCUAUCAAAACGGCCACGAGCACACAGCCAGCACAGCAGCCUCCACCAUCCCAGCCACCCAAAGACAGCAGUACAUAGUUCCAGCCAGACCCCAGGCACAAGAGCACAAAGAACAAAGGGUUUCCUCUUGGGGAAAGGACAAAAGACAGGAAUGCAGGCAUUGAAGUGAAAUCCUUCAGUGUCUUUACUCAUUCUGGUGUGACCCGUUCCAAAGGGAAGUUAUUUAAAGAAUCCAAUUUUAUGUUGAAUACUUAUUUCCCACCUGCCUUCCUGAAAAGCACGUUCCAAUACCUUCAUCCUUUUACACUUUAUUUUAUAUGCUUAGAUGUUAAGAUGGAUAAUAAAUCAAAACUAAAUGUUCAGUAUGUGAACUAAUUAUAACUACAAUUUUUAUCUUGCAUAAAACAGAUGUUUUCUUUUUGGGAAAGAAGGAGGGCAGCAUAAAGUACUGAAGCAUAAAUCUUGUUAAAGAAAGCACAGUAUAAUGCUAGGCUCUAUACUCAUGCCAUGGGAUCAUCUCAAGUUUACAGUGGCGAAUGCAUCCUGCAGAGAAGCAUUUCCCAUUCAUUGUAAGUCUUAAGUCACAGCCAAAAUAGACUUGUGCUCUCUCUGGCAUAGCACAAGUGUUUAUAAUCUUCCCUGCGAAUAUUCUGUGUGUUUUGAUUUUGGCAAUUAGUUUCCGCACAAAUUCAAGGAGCGCAGGUCUUCCAGGUGCUGAGUGGCAGCACUGUUUAAUUCUUGUGCAUCACACCUGAACUGGAAUUUAAAGUGAAAUCUUCUAGUUCCUUCUUAUUCAGUUUUAUUUUCAGAACUGGAGAAAAGAUUCCCUCCAUUAGAACAAAGGGAAGGCUAUAUUACUUUUUUGGGGGGGGAGGGGAUGGGGGCAAUAAGUAGAUUUGAAACCUUGCUUAGUUUUGACAUUCUACUACCCCGUGCACUAAAAGCUAUUUUUUUCAGUGUAAAGUUGGUGGAAAUAUUUUCACAUGAAACAUUGGGCCAAGGUUUAAGCAUUGGACUUGGCACAAAAUGGAAGCAUCAAAUCAAAAAGCUCUUUGCACAGGAGAAACAAACACCAUGGAAAAAUCUAUUUGCUUUUGACACUUUAUUAGGGAACCCUAAGUUGCUGUUUUGUUUUUUUUUUUUUUUUUUUGAAGGACAAAAAUAUUAGAAAUGCAAGAUAACAGACUUUACUCAUGAGGUAAACUUUACUGAUGAUUAUUCCUGAGUCUGUCUGGAAACAGGAUUGUCUUGUUUUAUAUCUCCAAGUUGUAGAUGUGCAAAAGCAGUUGUGACUUUUUUUGAUUGAACAUAAAUGUUUAUAGAAAUACUUAUUUCAUGAAAAAUUUAACUACUGCUUAAACUGAUGGAAAUAUUUUUAAAUUAUAUUUAACAUGUCUAUAAGAAGGUCUCACAGACAAAUAUUGUUGCUGGACAAGAGGUUAGUUGUGCAUUAAGUCUCCCUAAGUUAUAAAAUGUUCCAGGGACAUUAGCCCUAUUUUGAUUUUAACUUUAAUGUAAUAUCUUAUCAGCUCUGUACAAUAAAGUGUGAUACUCACAUCCUGCUUCAUUUUCAAGCAUAUUUUCAGAAGAUUUUUACAUAUAGUACAAGUUUAACAUUUACCCUGUGCCAAAUGAGACAUUUUGAAAAGCAGUCAGCUGUUUGACGUAGAGAUCCAAAUGUAGUCACUAUCCUUAGGCAACAAAAGGCCUGCAAUUUGGUGAUGUAAGUUCUUUUUUUCUAAGAACAGAGCUGAAUAAAGAGUUACAUUCCUCUUGUUAUAAUGGCUUAUGAACUUACCUGGAGGAACAGUGUUUUGUCUAGAUGUUACAGAGUGGAACCAAAAUAAGAGGGUUCUUCAAAUGGAAACUGAAUUUUGGCAUACUUUCCAUAAUCAGCUUAGUGCUAUUAAUAUUUAUCUGAAUAAAGACCAAUGUUCCUGUCCAGUGGAAUUACUAAUUUCAGCAUUGAGAUGUCACUGGCAAGUGAAUUAAACUUGAACUAAGUUAUGUAAUAAACUGGAGAUGACAAUUAUAUACAAUUAAAUACAUUAGGAUAAUUAAUUUAUUGUAGUACCUAGAGUACUGUGCUCACAGCCAACAUUGUUCCUGUAUCAAACCACCAGUUUUGUCCAAAUGUCUCAUUUAAAUGCCAAUCCUUAAUUUAAAUCAUGCCUACAGGUUGAUUUGUACUGUUUUCCAAACAAGGUAUUCAGUGCAGUAUAAACAGAAAAGUGAAUUUAAAAUGGCACUUUUUGGCAUGUCUCCGCUCACAAAAAUGUUUGCUACCUGUAAGCCAUGCUGAGCCCUGACAGUUAUUGGAGAGGAAAUUGGAUUCUAUUUUGCCUUCACAUGAUAGCAAUAAAAUUAUCGGUCAAGUGCUGAUGACAGAUUCUUCACUCCUGGUAAUGAUCCAAGAGGCUUGAUUUCCCCCCGCCUCCCAAAAUCCCAGGUUGAGUGUCUAUCACCUCUAAUUAGAAGAAUGAAUAACAUUUGACUUUAAAAACUGUAAAUCUUGUUUGGAAUCUGUGAAAGAACAAAUAAAAUAGCUCAAUGUCAUUUUCAAAAUCACUUUCCUGACUGUAAUUGACAGUGAUACUCAAUAACAUGGAAAGCUAACAAGACUGUAGGGUUACAAGAUAGGAGGUAAAAUCCAACUUCCUGGCUGUAUAUACAAAUAACCUAACAUUGUCAUAAGGAUAAAAAAAAAAAAGGGGGGGGGUUUAGUUGGCCCUUUCAGUGGUGAAAGACGGAACCAGGUACAUGAUGGAAAUGUGCACCUUCAGGGUUGGCUGAUGUUUUGCAUAGAUUUUUUUUUCAAUGGGAAACUUCCUGAAUUAAAAGUCUCACUGAAAACAGUUAACAUAACUCAAAGCGUGGAAGUAAUAAUUUUUGUUUGUUCAAUAUCAAAAUGCAUGCCCAGUUCCAGCAGUUGUACUAAAGGUAACUUGUGUCCAUCUAUAUGUAAGGAGCAAGCAUUACUACGGAUUUUUAUUUUUACUUCCAUUCAGAACAAGUAAUUCUGAAAUAUGGCCUUAAUUUCACAAAGAAACCAAACUCUGUAAAAUAUAUAUUUUGGUGCAGUUAUUAAUCUUGUGGAUACUAGUGCCUCACUGAGGUGCACAAUGCAGAAAGAACAAGUACAUUUUUUUCACUUUAUGCAGAAGUUUAUUUGGGUGAAACGCUUCAUAGGAUAAUUCAGGUUGGAUUAAUUACAUUGUAAAUCAUCAAUUCACUAGUAUCUUUGUGGAUCAAAACUGAAUUUAUGUAAAACAGUAGUGCAUACUUCAUAUCUC
Molecule: messenger RNA, 6812 nt
Organism: Gopherus flavomarginatus (Mexican gopher tortoise)
Lineage: Eukaryota; Metazoa; Chordata; Testudines; Testudinidae
Gene: RABGAP1L
Product: RAB GTPase activating protein 1 like
Exons: 27
Coding region: 436-3597 (1053 amino acids)
Source: RefSeq, a predicted model, not a curated record